Molecule: messenger RNA, 381 nt
Organism: Aspergillus oryzae RIB40
Lineage: Eukaryota; Fungi; Ascomycota; Eurotiomycetes; Eurotiales; Aspergillaceae
Exons: 6
Coding region: 1-381 (126 amino acids)
Source: RefSeq, a predicted model, not a curated record
AUGGAAUUUGCCAAUGCAAUCUCUGUACUGCGUCAAGUCUCCAUUAUUAAGCUGCCUUGGAUGUGGGUCGAGUCUUAUGUGGGCAGCUCAUUAGUAGCGCCGGAGAGAGCUUGUGCCACGACCUUUUUACUGUUGGGUGUGUUUGGAAAGUAUGGCUCUACUGGAGUGUGCUGGCCUAUGACUCACUUCACAAUCGGAGUAUAUGAUAUUGUAGAGCUAGGUUGUAUCGAUGACGGUUUAUCGGAAGUGUCAGCGUUCAACUAUCCAUAUGGCGUUGGAUGUAUUCAGAAUGAUAUCAGCGGGAUGAAAACGGAAGCUAAUUAUAUGAACAACAAUUCUACAAUUGUUGGUAUGCGGGAAAAUAAAGUAGAUGAAAGCUAG